AUGAAUUGCCCUUCACGUACCGAUAACCCUUCUGACAACCCAGGCUGGAACCAGAGCCCUCCCCUUCUGACCGCCGACCUUACCACCCGCAAAGACCUAAACGGAAUGGCUAACAUGAGAGUGCGCAAAGGAAAAGGAACCGGGCCAAAUGGAACCGAAUUGAACCCCGGGCAAGAUAUACCGUCCAAAAGCCCCGACGAAGAUGAACCAGGCGCUCAUUCCGCGGGGAAGGAUGCGCACGGGUCUACGGUAGGAGAGCGGGAGGUAGGCCUGGAGGAGGAUGUGGAUAACAGACGUAUUUCGAGCUCAUCCUGGCCGAAUUUCCACGGGUACUCUGGGGGUGCCGGAUCUGGGAACCUGGGUAAAUUUGGCCCUAGAGAGUUGAUCCAUCGCUUAGUUAAAACAUUGCGAAAAUUCGGCCAGUUUAUCGGGCCCGGUUUUCUGAUUGCCGUCGCUUAUAUUGAUCCGGGAAAUUAUGCCACCGACGUUGCUGCCGGAGCGUCCACUAAAUAUUCCCUUCUGUUCAUCAUCUUCAUGUCUAAUGUGAUUGCCGUCUUUCUUCAAUCGCUAUGCAUCAAACUUGGGAGCGUUACCGGGCUUAAUCUGGCAGAAAAUUGUAAGGCCCAUUUGCCCAAGUGGCUCAACAUUUUGCUAUACGUUUUGUCAGAGGCUGCCAUAAUUGCUACAGAUAUAGCUGAAGUGGUCGGAUCUGCGAUUUCGCUUAAUCUACUCUUCAACAUACCACUCGUUGCGGGUUGUGCCAUCACUCUUGUUGAUGUCAUGGUAAUAUUGAUCUUUUAUAAACCUCAUGGAACAAUGAGGGCAUUGCGAGCCUUCGAAUUUUUUGUCAUGGCGCUCGUAUUUGGUGUCGUGGGUUGCUUCUGCGUCCAGCUGUCCCUUAUCAAAGAGUCCAGUGUAGGGGAAAUUUUCAAAGGGUAUUUACCCUCUGAAGCAAUUGUCAAGGACAAUGGUCUAUACUUAAGCUGUGGCAUUCUCGGUGCCACUGUUAUGCCUCACUCCAUCUUUUUGGGAAGUGGAGUUGUACAAUCCCGCCUCAGAGAGUAUGAUAUUAAUCGCGGGUACAUCGAUCCAUCAGUGCAAUAUGGCAAUACCUAUGAGGAUAAAUAUCGGCCUACAGUUCACGCGAUACGCGGAUGCCUCAAGUACUCGGUACUCGAACUGGUCCUUUCACUCUUCACAUUUGCCCUAUUCGUGAACAGCAGCAUCCUUAUUGUUGCCGGAGCAUCGCUCUCUGGUUCCGAGGCCAGUGAUGCAGACCUGUUUGGAAUCCACAGGCUUCUUUCCGAGACCAUCUCGCCUGCUGCCGGUACUGUCUUCGCAAUCGCCCUGCUUUUGUCUGGAAUUUCCGCAGGAAUCGUCUGCACUAUUGCCGGGCAAAUGGUUAGCGAGGGGAUGCUUAACUGGAGCGUAGCGCCCUGGCUCCGGAGAUUGAUCACUCGAUCCAUCAGCAUCAUUCCUAGUGUCAUCAUUGCGGCUGCUGUGGGCAAAGAGGGUUUAAACGCUGCUCUAACUGCAUCACAAGUUGUUUUGAGCGCGAUGCUUCCUUUCGUCUCUGCCCCACUUAUUUAUUUUACGUCGCGCUCCCGGUAUAUGACAGUGGAGGCGGGGUUAAUGACUGGAAAUUCUAAUCCUGAGGGCCAGGAAGUUAAGGGUGUGUCUAUGAAGAAUAAUUGGUUGGUGACCAUUCUAGGUGUCUUGAUCUGGAUUGCCAUCACUGUUUUGAACAUUGCACUGCUCGUCCUUGUGGGUAUGGGCAAAGCAUGA
Coccidioides immitis RS is the source of this 1785-nucleotide messenger RNA. RefSeq names its product metal ion (Mn2+/Fe2+) transporter. Gene Ontology annotation, biological process: iron ion transport; intracellular manganese ion homeostasis. The record is from RefSeq and is a predicted model, not a curated record. Gene Ontology annotation, cellular component: membrane. Gene Ontology annotation, molecular function: manganese ion transmembrane transporter activity; cadmium ion transmembrane transporter activity. The coding region runs from base 1 to 1785 and encodes 594 amino acids. The transcript is spliced from 3 exons. Lineage: Eukaryota; Fungi; Ascomycota; Eurotiomycetes; Onygenales; Onygenaceae.